AUGUCGUCUGCUCACAUUCAAAGUCAAGGUCGACAACAAUCCCAAUCCCAAUCCCAAUCCCAACCCCAACCCCAAAUCCAACCUCAGCUUCGUCGACCAUCUGGAUCAAGACCACCUCCAAUGGUUACUCCCGGGAUGCCCGUUCGAGCAGAUCAAGCUAAACAAUAUCCACAACCCCAAGCAGCAUUUCCUCAGAGACCAAAUCAUCCUUCACCUCAUCCAUCUUCCCCUGCUCAUCCUCAUCAUUCACACAUCAUGAGUAACAAUCAUCAUAGAUCGUCCAUGCCAAAUCCCAAUCAACAUCAAAUCGACGUCCGAGCUAAUCAACCGAAAUCACAAAAGAUAAAUUACGCUUCAGUAUCUUCUAGACCUCUACCCAGAACAUCUCAAAGUACGAACUCAAAUUCUGGUUCGGGUUCAAGUACACUUUCUGGAUCAAGGGAUUCAUCAUUGCGAGAAACUUCAAAAACUAACAUAAGAGGAAAUAUGCCUCCUCCAAGACAACCCAGUGCCAACUUGGCUUGGGCACACCAACACCAACACCAACACCAAAAAUCACCUUCACCAAAAGAACAUAAAAUAGAAACUCCCAAAGAAAGUUAUGUCCCUCAGAUGAGAGAAUCAAAGAGUGAAGUUGAAACGCAAUUUAGUCAUCUCCUGGACUCCCUUCAAGUUCCAGCUACAGUUCGACAAAAGUUCGCAACCGUUUCACCAGAUGUGAAAACAUCUAUUCUCCUAUCUACCUUCAACUCAGAUCCCACAAUCUUAUCUUCAUUGGGUUUACCUAUUCCUCAGACACCAAAAGAUACUCCUAAAUUGAAGAAAAGGCUUUCAACGCCUUUACUUCGGAAAGCCAAAUCAUCAGCCGAGGUCCAAUCUCCCAGCAAUUCACCUCAAGUAGGUAAAACGUAUGAUGUAGGAGGCGAAGGAUUUGUGAUCGUUGCUUCUCCCAAUAUGAGUGACAAAAAUCACGGAAUGAUGUCUCCUCCUCUGAACUAUGGAACGACUCGAGGUCAAUCGAUGGACUCGCCUAGACCUGCGACUACAAGAGGAUCAUCUGGACCUUCCUCAAGCUCAAGACCCAUGUCAAUGUCAUUAUUCAGUCCGUCAAACUCAAAUGGAAGUGUCACGUCUUUGGGCAAAUCUUCAGGCAAAGGUUUAGGUAUCUCGUUAGGUGAACAACCUGAUUCAUUCGUUCAAUGGUUGAAAGCCCACAAAGGAACAGAUAUGAACAUGGAUAUCGGUAAAGCGAAAAAGUUACGAAUGUUACUAAGGCAUGAAAGUACAAAUUGGGUUGGUCAAUUUAUCGAAAUGAAAGGUUAUGAGCUGGUUUUAGAAAAAUUGAAGGAUCUGUUGGAUAUAGAAUGGAGGGAGGAACAGCAUGAUGAUCAGAUGUUAUACGAGCUCCUCAGAUGCGUCAAAGCACUGUCCACUUCAGAGAUCGGCAAAGGAGCGUUGCGAUCCCAGUUCCCAGCACCAUUUCCUUCACUCUCGACUUUACUAUUUUCAGAAAAGAAACCUGGCGAUUUAGCUUCUAGACAGAUAAUAAUUGAACUUUGGUUGUUCCUUUUCGACCUUUUCCCUCCCUCAUCUUCAUCAUCCCGUGAGAGAUCAACGUCAAUAACGUUUGACCGAGCAACUUCCUCUCAAGCACGAGUGAAUAUAGUCAACGAGGUCAGAAGACUUUUAGUGCCUGACUUGCCGGACCCAACCAAAGAUCAUCAUGAAUUCGUCACUAAAGCUCAUAGACCAAGAGUCUUCAAAGCCUGGGUAGGGGAAUUGAGUGAUAUCUGCAGGGAUUAUUUCUGGGUUAUGUGUCAUGCCUCGAAUACUCUUUGGGAGUUAUCAGAAGUCAAUGAGAAUUCAGUAGAGAAACCAGUAGCCCCUGGUGGUGCUACUGGAGGUGUAGAAUUCGAGGCUAUGAACUACGUUACAAUACAUUUCAAGUUGCUGAAUGCCCUAUGUCAUUAUCAAGCUAUAGAAGAUACGGAUGCAGCGACGAGGCUACAUUCCGACUUGAUGAGUUCAGGUAUGGACAGGAUUUUAGUGACUCUACGAAAAGCCUCGACGACGUACUAUCCUACACUUCAUCUUGAAUUAGCGAGAUAUGUCUCAUUACUUAAAGAUGCUUGCCCAGGUGGUAAGCUACCUUAUCUGAUUGGCAAAAUGGUAGGACCACCUCCUGAAGAGGUGAGAAGAUUCGGUACUCCUUCAGGAAGUAGAGAAUGGUUACCUAUGCCAGCGGGAGUAGGAAGAUGA
Kwoniella shivajii is the source of this 2259-nucleotide messenger RNA. RefSeq lists its product as uncharacterized. The coding region runs from base 1 to 2259 and encodes 752 amino acids. Gene Ontology annotation, molecular function: actin binding; small GTPase binding. Lineage: Eukaryota; Fungi; Basidiomycota; Tremellomycetes; Tremellales; Cryptococcaceae. The record is from RefSeq and is a predicted model, not a curated record. The transcript has 7 exons. Gene Ontology annotation, biological process: actin cytoskeleton organization.